AUGAUGAAUCACCCCAUCCAUAAUAGACGGUCCUCGACAACGACUAUGAAGGCAAUCAAGACUCCAGUAGGUAGAGAUGCAGCCAUUAGUCAUUUAAAACCCAAAACUACUAGAUUAUCUACUCAGGGCCCAGAAGAGUGUCCACUAACAGGUUUCCCUUUGCUCAAUUCGCCAUUUUACAACAAAGGCUCUGCUUUUAACUUGGAGGAAAGAAAAGCAUUCAAUUUGGUGGGACUUUUACCAUCACAAGUAAAUACUUUAGAUGAGCAAGUGACUAGAGCAUACGACCAAUUCAGAACAAGGAAAGACGAUUUGGCGAAAAAUUCAUUUAUGGACUCAUUGAGAGUACAGAAUAAGGUCUUGUUUUAUCAAUUAGUGAAGAGACAUGUAAAGGAAAUGUUGCCAAUCAUAUACACGCCAACAAUUGGUGACGCAAUCGAAGGGUAUUCCCACAGAUUUAGGAAACCAGAGGGAUGUUUUUUGGAUAUCACCAAGCCGGAAGCAAUUGAGGAAAGUUUGGCAAAUUUUGGAAGCGACCAAGACGUAGAUGUAGCAGUCAUCACCGAUGGAUCGGCCAUACUUGGAAUUGGCGACUGGUCUAUCCAAGGAAUUUUGAUUGCCGUUGGAAAGAGCAACAUUAUUACGUUGGCAGGAGGUAUCAAUCCUAAAAGAAUCAUUGCAAUUGGUGUUGAUGUAGGAACCAACAAUAAGAAAUUGUUAGAUGAUGAGCUAUACAUGGGAAAUAGAUUCCCUAGAGUUGAAGGUAAGGAAUAUUAUGAUUUCAUGGAUAAAGUUAUCACUGCCUACAAGAAUAGGUUUCCUUCGUCAGUGUUGCACUUUGAAGAUUUCAACACCGAUGCCGCGUCGACUUUAUUGCACACUUAUAGAGAUAAGUUAGCAUGUUUCAAUGAUGACAUUCAAGGUACCGGAUGUGUUGUUGUUGCGUCGAUUAAAGCCGCCCUCAAGGUCUCCAGCCGUAGCUUUACAGACUCCAAAUACCUUAUUUAUGGCGCUGGUUCAGCUGGAAUGGGUAUAGCAACGCAGAUUCAGCUUAACUUGGUUACUUCCGGUCUUUCUCUCGAGGAAGCUAGGUCUAAAAUAUAUCUCAUGGAUAGAUAUGGGCUCAUUACCGACACCACAGAGGCAUCUCCAGCACAACACGAUUUUGCCAAGCCCGAUCUGGAGUGGGAAGGCAUAAACAAGAAGAGUUUAGUUGACGUUAUUGCCGAAAUUAAACCUACCGUACUUAUUGGAUGCUCGACACAGCCAAAAUCGUUUAAUGAGCAAGUCGUUAAGGAAAUGUACAAGUACAAUAAAUCACCCAUCGUAUUUCCACUUUCCAAUCCAACAAGACUUCAUGAGGCUUUCCCAGUUGAUAUAAUGAAAUGGACAGACAAUAACGCUUUGAUAGCUACCGGCUCACCAUUCGAGCCUGUAGAUGGCUACGUCAUUUCCGAGAACAACAAUUGUUUUUCAUUUCCAGGAAUUGUUCUUGGUUCAGUUUUAGCCAGAUCAACCAAGAUAACUGACGAAAUGAUUUCUGCCGCUGUCGAGUGUUUGAGCGAUAUGUCGCCAAAGUUGAAAAAUCCUAAAGCAGGGUUGUUACCCGAUAUAAGCGAGAUUCAAGAGGUGAGCGCAAACGUUGCGACCGCAGUUGUGUUGCAGAGUGUCCGCGAAGGAACAGCAAAAGUCGAAGGAGAGAAAGUACCAAAUGAUGGGUACGUCAAAGUUCCACGCAGUUUUGAGAAAUGUUUGGAAUGGGUUAAGUCCCAAAUGUGGACUCCCGAGUAUAGACCAUAUGUAAAGGUUGAGUAUGUUCCAGAAAUCAAAUCACAGUAUUAA
Molecule: messenger RNA, 1842 nt
Organism: Lodderomyces elongisporus
Lineage: Eukaryota; Fungi; Ascomycota; Pichiomycetes; Serinales; Debaryomycetaceae
Gene: MAE1
Product: malate dehydrogenase (oxaloacetate-decarboxylating)
Exons: 2
Coding region: 1-1842 (613 amino acids)
Biological process (GO): pyruvate metabolic process; malate metabolic process
Cellular component (GO): cytosol; mitochondrion
Molecular function (GO): malate dehydrogenase (decarboxylating) (NAD+) activity; NAD binding
Source: RefSeq, a predicted model, not a curated record